UGCUCUGCUCCUCCGAGCUCGCUCUCUCUCUCUCUCUCUCUCUCUCUCUCUCUCUCUUCUCCCGCCCGUGUCCGCGUCCUCUGCGGGAAGCUUGCAGGCAUGAGGAGCGGCAGAGUCCCUGGACGAGGAGGCGGUGACGGUCGUGGUGGAGAGACCGCCGCCCUCCUGUGCGGCCUCCUGCUCUUGCUCGGCGCCGCCGACGCGCAGGGCAUCCGGCGCCCCUCUUCCUACAAAACCUUACGAGGUGAUGCUCCCCUUGUGAUCGCCAAAGGUGGAUUUUCAGGAGUAUUUCCUGAUUCCAGUUAUGGCGCGUUUUCUUUCGCAUUGCUUGCUAGUGCACCUGAUACAAGUCUGUGGUGUGAUGUGCAACUCACAAAGGAUGGUGUUGGAAUUUGCCUUCGGGAUAUAAAUAUGUCAAACUGCACCAAUGCUGCACAAGUCUACCCUGCGAAAAAUAAAAAAGAGGCAAAAUAUGUUAUCGAUGGCGUGCCAAAAACUGGAUACUUCUCUCUGGACUUCACCUUGUCUGAGAUUCAAACGACAAUUUCUUUAACACAGGGGAUUUAUUCUCGCACUGAAAGGUUUGAUACCAUGUAUUAUAUCCUUUCCGUGACAGACUUUCAGUCCAAUGUCAAGCCGCCUUCUGUUUGGUUGAAUGUUCAGCGUGACAUAUUCUAUAAGCAACAUGGUUUGAACAUGAGAAGCUACAUAGUUUCCAUCCUAAAGAGUGUCCCUGUCAAGUAUAUUUCAUCACCUGAGUUGGGUUUCCUCAAAAGUAUAUCUAAAAGAGUUGGCGGCAGAACAAAGCUUGUGUUUCGCUUUCCUGAUAACUUUCUCUCCGAUCCUUCUACAAACCAAACUUACAGCUCACUGUCGAAGAACCUAACAUUUAUUAAGACCAUUGCUUCUGGUAUCAUGGUCCCCAAGACCUACAUCUGGCCAGUGACGAAUGAUAACUAUCUGGAGCCUCCAACAUCUUUUGUCCGAGAUGCCCACAGUGCAGGGCUAGAAAUAUAUGCAUCUGACUUCGCAAAUGAUAGAAUUAUUCCCUAUAACUACAGUUAUGAUCCCUUGCAAGAAUACCUAUCAUUUAUAAGUGAUGGCGGCUUCUCUGUGGAUGGUGUAUUAACAGACUACCCUAUUACUGCAUCCGAGGCUAUUGGCUGUUUUGCUGACUUGAAUGCAAGUAAGGCGGAUCAUGGGAAACCUUUAAUCAUUUCACAUAAUGGUGCCAGUGGAGACUACCCAGAUUGUACUGAUCUUGCCUACCAGAAUGCAAUUAAGGAUGGUGCUGACGUGAUUGACUGUGUCCUUCAAGUGACAAAAGAUCGAGUUCUUAUUUGCAUGAGUUCCAUCAACCUGCUCGAGACCACCAAUGUUCAGAUGACACCUUUCAGUUCCCGUACAUCUGUCAUUCCUGAAGUUCGGGGUACACCAGGGAUUUUUACAUUCAACCUUACUUGGAAUGACAUUAGCGAUAGUUCUUUGAAACCCAAGAUAUCUAGCCCAUUGAGUACCUACUAUCUUGUAAGAAACCCGAGAUACACAAAUAAUGGGAAGUUUGUCAAGUUCUCGGACUUUCUGGAAUUUGGAAAGGAUCAGGAUUUGUCUGGCAUCAUGAUCAUUAUCGAGAAUGCCGCAUUUAUGGCGAAGUCAUUAGGAUUUGAUGUUCUCGAGUCCCUAACCACUGCCUUAAAUGAUGCUGGCUAUAAUAAUCAAACUACCAAGGAAGUCAUGAUCCAGUCAACAGAUAGUGCUGUUCUUGUGAAAUUGAAGCAGCAGAAAGCAAAAUACAAGCUUGUUUACACUCUCCCGUCAGGCAUUGGGUCUGCUUCUGUUUCCUCACUAACAGAUGUUAAGGAGUUUGCUGAGGCUGUAGUUGUCGACAGGAGUUCUUUCUUUGCACAAAGUGUGCAUUUUAUCAUCAACCACACCAGCCUUUUGACAGAUCUGCAGUCCGCAGGACUAACGGUAUACGCGCAGGUGUUCCGCAACGAGUUUGUAUCACAACCUUGGGACUUCUUCGGAGAUGAAACAGUGGAAAUUAAUAGCUAUGCCCAGUCGCUUAAAGUCGAUGGCUUAAUCACUGACUUCCCCAAGACAGUGAGGAGAUACAAGAGGAAUUCUUGUACGGGUUUGGGAAAUGACGUGCCCUCCUACAUGGGGAACGUUACUGUCGGUGGCCUGGCGCAACUACUCAAGAAUCAAGCCGCUCCUCAGGCCCAGCCGCCAUCUGUGGCACCAAUGCCAAAAUUGGACGCAUCAAGCGUGCAGCAGCCGCCAUUCCCCCCUGUCGCGCCCAAGAAUGCACCUUUUGGUGCCGGCCCACCUCCUGGUUCAUCGCCUUCUGCUGCUCACAAGACGGCUGUAAGCACCUGCAUUCUGCUGGUAGUGGCAUGUGCAACUCUUCUGCUUUGAGCAUCAAGCCAUGAGGCUGUGUGCUAGUAGGUUAAGUUACCGGAGGGACCGUUAGACUUGCGCAAGCUAUCAUCUUGCUAUUUUGUGCUAUACACACACACACACACACACACACACACACACACACACACACACACACACACACACAUAUCUGGCGUUCGUUUCUGUAGCUAUUCCGGCACAUUGGUGUAUUUGAUCUAUCAACUAAACUGAAAAGGUUCGGUUUAUCACUCUAGCAAGCACAAGUGCUCGAUAUUUCAUACAGUACUACAUUGCUGAGUGGUGAUCGGCGGGAAGAUGUUGUCUUACCAUUGUUGUGUAUAAAAGAACUGUACUUGUUAGCUGAAAAGAAUGUGUUGCGCUGUGAAAA
Triticum dicoccoides is the source of this 2788-nucleotide messenger RNA. Its product is annotated as glycerophosphodiester phosphodiesterase GDPDL4-like. NCBI's taxonomy places the organism in Eukaryota, Viridiplantae, Streptophyta, Magnoliopsida, Poales, Poaceae. Gene Ontology annotation, molecular function: glycerophosphodiester phosphodiesterase activity. Gene Ontology annotation, biological process: lipid metabolic process. The transcript has 9 exons. The coding region runs from base 100 to 2418 and encodes 772 amino acids. The record is from RefSeq and is a predicted model, not a curated record.